AUGAGCGACAAUGAGAGAAACAACCCGCGUGACGAGCCCCCGCCGGAGCUGGUCGACCCCAUCACCCUCGCCGUCAUGGAGGACGCGGUGAUGGUUACGCCGUGCGGUCACAGCUUCUCGACGACCUCCAUCACGGCGUGGCUGCGACAGCAGGGCUCCACCAAGGUGUGUCCCGUGUGCAAGAGCACCAUCAACGAGAACCUCAUUCCCAACUGGGCUCUGCGCAAUGCCGUCGACCGGUACAACCAAAAGUACGGCAAGCGGCGUGCGUCAUCGUCGGCUGACGAGCCGCCGGUCUACACGCACCAGCAGCUGCAUAUCGACCUGGCUGACUACCCCGUCAAGCCCUCCGCUCCGCCAGUCGGGCUCAAUUCGUCGGCGUCGUCGGCAUCAGAUUCGUCGGCGUCGUCGCCGCCGUCCUUCCAUGCCGAAGACGACCUGCCGGCCAGGCGCACUUUCACCCAGGCGAUGGCAGCAACGUCCUCGUCCUCUUCCCCCGCGAACCAGCACCAGGAUGAUGACGGCAGCGACUGCGAAUGCUGUGUUGAGCGGCCGACGGGCAAACGGGGCUGCUGUGUGUGGGAGUGCGCCGAGUGCGGCGUGUGCAAGAUGGCCGACGACUGCAGCGGCCCCGGCUGUCUGCUGGUGUUCCCGACGACGACAGUGACAUGCCAGGGCUCGUUCGGCAAGUGGAGCAACUGGUACUCGCGCACUAUCUGCGGGUCGAUCUAUCCGAUCUUCGUGGCGCUCGUGCUGUUGCUCCUGUGCGCGGACCUGAUCCUCAUCUGCGUGUUCUGGACGCUGUGGAGCUUCCUGGUGCCGCUGGGCAUGCUGUUCUUCCUGAUGACGCACUACUUCUGCCCGUGCGUCAACCGAGGCGUCAACAAGGUGUGCGGCGACUAUGCCUGGGUGAUCGGCCAAGUUCCACCGCGCACUACACGCAGUGGCGCGAGCACAUCGCCACGUCACUUCGAGCUCGAGGCUUGUGGAACUUCGCGUUCGACGACGUCAAGGAGCCGGUCGCGCUCCAGGACGAGACAGCGGUCCACCUCUUCAACCGAAUCGAGGAGUACCACCAAAAGCGACAGCAGACCGCCGGCUACAUCGGCCUGUCGCUGGGGUCGAUCUUUCCGAUCUUCGUGGCGCUCGUGCUGUUGCUCCUGUGCGUGGACCUGGUCAUCAUCUGCGUGUUCUGGACGCUGUGGAGCUUACUGA
Molecule: messenger RNA, 1215 nt
Organism: Acanthamoeba castellanii str. Neff
Lineage: Eukaryota; Discosea; Longamoebia; Acanthamoebidae
Product: U-box domain containing protein
Exons: 7
Coding region: 1-1215 (404 amino acids)
Biological process (GO): protein ubiquitination
Molecular function (GO): zinc ion binding; ubiquitin-protein transferase activity
Source: RefSeq, a predicted model, not a curated record